This is a messenger RNA of Ceratitis capitata (Mediterranean fruit fly), 807 nucleotides long. Its product is annotated as epidermal growth factor-like protein 6. The record is from RefSeq and is a predicted model, not a curated record. The transcript has 2 exons. Lineage: Eukaryota; Metazoa; Arthropoda; Insecta; Diptera; Tephritidae. The coding region runs from base 280 to 666 and encodes 128 amino acids.
GAAAUUUUUAUCAACAUCUGUCUUAUCAGCAUGUCUUUUAAGCGAGCCCGCAAGCGUAGUGUAUUGACUUUCUUUGCGCAAAGAAAAAAAUAUUGAGAACUAUAAAUAUACAUUUGAGCAGACAGUAAAGACAGGAAGCUGGAGAAAAGUGCUUGCAAGAGUAAUAAUAAACGCAUCAGCGUCAGUUGGGAGCAGUAAAGCACGCGUGACGGACUUAAUAUAAUAUUUAUUGUAUAAAAAGUAGAUCUGCAGAUAUUCAAAGUUACUUAAAUAAAAAAUAUGAAUCUCAUUUUUGUAAAAAAUCUCAACACGUACCACACGCUUACUCGGCUCUUCUACUUAAUUCUGACAAUGGACUUUGUGGCUGGACAAUUUUGGAAACUCAAUAGCCCAAGUGAGCGGGAUAUGUUUAUAUUGGAAACAAAAUCGCUGAUGGCAUCCGGUAUUUGCUAUAAAGACGUGCUUGGUACCGCAAGUGAACCGACAUUAAAAAUGCAAACAAUCUCAUAUUGUUGUCCCGGUUAUCGUCGUAAUUCUCAAUCUUCGGCAAUGCAUUGUGAGCCGAUAUGUGCAGAGGAUUGUUCGAACGGUAUUUGUACGGCACCAGAUGUGUGUGAGUGUUAUCCUGGGUAUACACGUGCAGGAGGUCGAUGUGAAGAGCUUUAAACCGAGCAAAUGCGACUAAUUUUAGGGAAAAUAAAUAAAAAUAAAUAAAAGGCAAGAGCGAAUACUAGUUAAAAUGCAUUAACUGUAAACUGCCUAUUUUUAUAUUUAAUUUUAAUAAAAAUAAAAAUAAAUAAUAAUAAU